UUUCUUAUAUUUCAAUUUUCUAGCUUUGCUUAUAUUAAAUUCAUGUUUUAACGAAGUAGGUUUACUUAUUGUUGCAAAUGUGAUUGUGCUUCGUACACAUACUUAGGAGCAUUUCGUUGGGUUGGGAUAAAUUAGGUGAUUGGGUUCAACUUAGUGUAUAGCGUGUUACUAAUUGAAUUGGAUUGAAAACUUAAGGACAUGUGUAGAGCUUGCAUUGAUAAUCUCACUUCUACAAAGAACGUGAAUAAUGUUUAUUGAUGUAAUAAUGGUUCCAUGGUCACUACAUGAACCUAUACCGAACCAAUAUUCAAAACCAUACACAUACUCUAUUAUUUCUUGUCUAGGAAUUGCCUAGGAAUAUGCUUUUGUUUUCAUGGUUCUACUAUCUUAUUAUUUCUUAAAAUUAUACAAAAUGGUUGUUUUCAUGUGUUAUCAUGGAUAAGGAAUAUGGGCAGCUUUAGAACCUUAGAACCGUGAGUGCACCAUAAGGUUAGCUUAAUACAACAUUACCUUUUCUUUAUUGCAAAACCAAAUGAACAAUAUACUAAUUUUGUUUCAUAGUCCAACCCACUUCACAGAUAGAAUAAAUUGUAGAAAGACCGUGCGAUAUCUUGGUUCACAAUAUGCUUUCAAAGAUUUAACAAAUAAGGCAUUGUCCAUUUAUUCAAUAAUGAACCGGAAAGGAAAUUCUUUAGUAUGUACUAUGAACUUCUUUUUCCCGUGAGUGUCUCUAGGAGACAAAAUUAUUACAGCUUUCCCUGUCAAACCAAAUGAGUAGCCUAUUAAAUUUUCCUUCAUGGACUAGUAUACUUGGGAGGGUCAUGCUAUCUGGUUCCUUUCAUUAUGAUUUCAAAUUAUUAAAUUGCAAGGAUUUCUCAUUGAAUUCUUUCUCUCAUGCUAGCUAGGGUGAAAAGCUGUGAGUGAGUUCUGACUUUAGCUUAGUGCAGAGUUUACUGCCAUAUUUUGUUACUGUCUUUCUUCUAAAGUUUUUUUUUUCUAAUUUUUUUCCAUUCUUUCUUCAGUUGCUUCAAAAGAGCAAAAACGUUGAUGUUGAGGAUUAUGAUCGAGUGAAGAAACUUGCUAUAGAAAUUCAAGUUGUUUUAUUAGCAUAAAUUGCUCAUUUAAAUGAGUAUUGAGGCCUCUUUCAACCUUGCAGUUGUAUAACACAAUUGAUUUUUUUAUAAAUGUUUCAUGCCUUAUACAUGAACUUUGGCUGCUUCAAAUGUAGAUGUCCUAGUUGAAGUUAGAAGAUAUGAAGAUGCUAGUGGUGGUGUUGCUCAAGCUAUGGAUGAUUUGGAGGUUCCUCCAAUUGAUGAUAAAUAAUGAAGGUCAUGGAGGAGAUGAUGACUUUAAUGAAUAUGAAGAUCAUGUGGAGGAAGAUGACUAUCCUGUAUUUAAUAUGAAUUAUUUUAUUGGAUAGUUUGUUUCAAACAUUUGUGAAUCUAUAAGUUGUUUUUCAAAUAAGAAGUCUAUCAGAGAACCAGGAUUCUGUUUCACGUCUAUUAAAAGAUCUUGCAAGCCACCGAUUGCAGCUUAUGGAGAGAGAAAAGAGAAUUCAUGACAUUCUGCAUGAUGAGGUCACUGGGAUAUUCUCUAUAUUUGAUGUUUGGUGAUAUAUUUUCUCUAUUAGCAUUAAUUGUGUUACGAUUUAACAAGGCUAACCUAAAACUUGAUUUGGAGAAGAAUAAGAAACUGCUGGCUGAGUAUAAGAAGAGGAUUGAUGUUUUGUUAAGGGAAAAGGAAGAUGCAGGUAAAGAGAACCAACAACUAUCUAGGCAAUUAGAUGAGAUUACACAAGGGAAAAGUUCAACACCUGAUACAACUAGUGAACAAGUGAUGAAGGAAGAAAAGGACACAAGAAUACAGAGAGACUUAGAGAUAAAUUAAAGGAGAAAGAAGAAAGUCGCCUUGAGAGAGGUACAUGACUGAAAGAGUGAAAAGGCCAUAAAGGACUUUUACAACAAUGUUGAACAUGUUCUUCCCUUCACUCAGCCCCCAAUUGUCUUUUUGUUUGCAUUAAUAUCUUGUAAAGUAAUGUCUUGUCAUGAUAUGUACUGGACGACUCAAUGAUUAUAUUUUGAAAUAUUAUUGUA
This is a messenger RNA of Vigna angularis (adzuki bean), 2093 nucleotides long. RefSeq lists its product as uncharacterized. The transcript has 4 exons. The record is from RefSeq and is a predicted model, not a curated record. Bases 1558 to 1887 code for a protein of 109 amino acids. NCBI's taxonomy places the organism in Eukaryota, Viridiplantae, Streptophyta, Magnoliopsida, Fabales, Fabaceae.